Messenger RNA from Durio zibethinus, 1661 nucleotides. RefSeq names its product protein DETOXIFICATION 18-like. Gene Ontology annotation, molecular function: xenobiotic transmembrane transporter activity; antiporter activity. Gene Ontology annotation, cellular component: membrane. The record is from RefSeq and is a predicted model, not a curated record. NCBI's taxonomy places the organism in Eukaryota, Viridiplantae, Streptophyta, Magnoliopsida, Malvales, Malvaceae. Gene Ontology annotation, biological process: xenobiotic detoxification by transmembrane export across the plasma membrane.
AGAGAAAAAAAAAAUGCCAUCAAGCACAAGUCUCGACAGGGUUGCACUAUUGUCUGGGUACAACCAUGGGAAUGAAGAAACAAAAGGAAGGUUGUGGAGGAGAGUUUUGGAUUUGGAAGAGGCUAACAAUCAAGUUUUCUUGUCAUUACCAAUGAUUCUUUCCAAUGUUUCAUAUUCAUCUAUUACUUUGGUGUCUGUCAUGUUUGCCGGUCACCAUGGUGAGCAUGAGCUUGCCGGUGCCACUCUUGCCAAUUCUUGGGCCUGUGUCACCGGUUUCGCUUUCAUGAUCGGAUUAAGUGGAGCACUAGAGACACUUUGUGGUCAACGAUUUGGUGAAAAAUUAUACAGAAUGUUGGGACUUCAUCUACAAGCAUCCUGCAUAAUUUCUUGCUUUUUCUCUGGUAUUAUAUCAAUCUUAUGGAUCUACACUGAGCCAAUUUUUGUCUUGCUUCACCAAGAUCCUCAAAUUUCCAAAACAGCUGCCCUGUACAUGAAGCAUCUGAUUCCAGGUUUAUUUGCAUAUGGUUUUGUGCAAAACAUUUUGAGGUUUCUUCAGACACAAAGCAUUGUGGAGCCCCUCAUCUGGUUCUCAAUUCUCCCCCUGGGAAUCCAUUUCGGGAUUGUCUACAGUUUGGUUAAUUGGACAAGUCUUGGUUUCAAGGGAGCUUCAUUGGCUGCUUCAAUUUCGUUAUGGAUAUCAUUCCUUUUGUUGGCUGUGUAUGUCGUUUGUACGAAGAAAUUGAAGCAGACAUGGGAAGGAUUAUCAUCUGAAUCAUUUCGUUACAUUCUCACAAACCUCAAAGUAGCCCUCCCUUCUGCUGCAAUGUUUUGUCUUGAGGAUUGGGCUUCCGAACUUCUCGUGUUGUUAGCAGGAUUGUUGCCAAAUCCAAACGUAUCCACUUCCUUGAUUGCAAUGUGUGUGAAUACAGAAGCUAUUGCCUUCAUGUUUACAUGUGGCCUUAGUGCUGCAGCAAGCACAAGGGUUGCUAAUGAAUUGGGAGCUGGGAAUCCUGACAGAGCCAAAAGUGCCAUGAUUGUCACACUCAAGCUCUCCACCAUUCUUACUCUUGCAGUUGUCCUUUCUUUAGCCUUUGGUCACAAUGUUUGGGCCAGUUUCUUCAGUAACAGUUCCAUAAUAGUAAAGCAAUUUGCCUCAAUGAUACCCCUGCUAGUCAUCUCAAUAACAUUUGAUUCUUUUCAAGGCAUUUUAUCAGCUGUGGCCAGAGGAUGUGGUUCGCAGCACUUAGCUGUGUGGGCAAACUUGGGGGCUUUCUACUUCAUUGGUAUGCCAAUUGCAUGGCUUCUUGGAUUUAUGCUGAAACUAUAUGAUAAGGGUUUGUGGACAGGCUUAAUAUGUGGACUCUUUUGCCAAGCCAGUGCUCUCCUAUCAAUUACAUUGUUUGGUAAAUGGACUAAAUUCGAUCUUUCAGUAGAAAGUGGUAAGAAAACCCAGGUUUUUGUUUAACUAAACUCCACCGGGAAGACCCAAUUCAAGUCUUGUAAUUGCAUAUGCAUUUUUCAGAAACAAAACUUGGGUAUGAGAAUCUGAAGUUAUUUGAAGCAAUUUCAUUCCUUGUUUCUUUGAAUGUUGUCCCUCAGUUCAUUGCAUGCAUAUGAUUGGGUUGUAUCACAAUGUGACCGACUUCAAUUAGCUGUACAAA